AUAAUUUACGGAAUUUUGUUGUUUCAAAACUUGCUUCCCAAUAUUCAAGGCAAAGUUAAAGUUGGCAUUGUGUAAAAGCUAUGUACUAUUUUGAUUAGCUUCAUUCGAUAACUAAGUUUCCUUACAACCAGAGAAUUCAAGGCUGUCAAUCAUGAACUGGGCUGAAAGUCUUAAGAAAUGGACCGCAAGCAAGCAGACCGAAAGUCAAAGAUCCAAGUUUGCCGAAGAGAAAGCAGCUGAAGAUGAACGUCUUUUCAAAGAAUUUUACGAGAAGUACAAAUCUCCAGCAUGCAAUGGUGACGAUGGUAUAGAAAAUGGAAACGAUGUAAAACCACAAAUCCCAAGAUUUUAUUUUAAGCUCCCCUCUGAAGAGGACGUCCUGCAACAGAAGUUGCGUGAAGAAUCUAGAGCUGUUUUCCUGCAAAGAAGAAGUCGUGAGCUUCUAGAUAAUGAUGAAUUACAUGAGCUAUGGAGCCUUCUGGAGAAGCACCAAACACCACCAACUAUAGGAGAUGAACAAAUGAUAAACUAUGAUGGUUUUCUCAAAGUUAGGGAGGAAGCUGGCAGCAAAUCAAAGCAUUUCUUCAAGCCAAUAAUAUUUGCAAAACUCUGUCAGAAAGAUCCAUAUGGUAGAAUUUCCAUUAUGCAAUUUUUCAACUAUGUAAUGCGCAAAGUAUGGCUGCAUCAAACAAGAAUUGGUCUUAGCCUGUAUGAUGUUGCUGGUCAAGGCUACCUUAGAGAAUCUGAUUUGGAGAACUACAUUCUUGAAUUAAUACCUACACUUCCACAACUUGAUGGGUUGGAAAAGAGUUUUUAUUCUUUUUAUGUGUGCACAGCUGUCAGGAAAUUCUUUUUCUUCCUUGACCCAAUGCACACUGGAAAAGUGAAAAUUCAAGACAUCCUGUCUUGUAGCUUUUUAGAUGACUUACUUGAACUUAGAGAAGAAGUUCUUUCCAAGGACAAGCAAGAUUCAAACUGGUUCUCUGCAUCUUCAGCCCUUAGAGUUUAUGGGCAAUAUCUUAACCUUGACACAGAUCAUAAUGGAAUGCUUUCAAAGCAGGAGUUAAAGCGUUAUGGUACAGGCACACUCACUAAUGUUUUUCUUGACAGAGUAUUUCAAGAAUGCUUAACAUAUGAAGGCGAGAUGGACUACAAGACCUAUCUUGAUUUUGUCCUUGCUCUUGAAAACAAAAAAGAGCCACAGGCUUUGCAGUAUCUCUUCAAAAUUCUGGAUGUAAAGAAUGCAGGGUUCUUGAACACCUUUGCUUUGAAUUAUUUUUUCAGAGCAAUACAAGAAGAAAUGAGAAAACAUGGACAUGAAGUUGUGUCCCUUCAUGAUGUCAAAGAUGAAAUUUUUGAUAUGAUAAAGCCAGCUGAUCCCUUCAAUAUAACACUGCAGGAUUUGAUUAACUCUGGGCAAGGAGAUACUGUUCUAAACAUGCUGAUUGAUGUAAAUGGGUUCCUUACUUAUGAGAACAGAGAAGUUCUAGUAGUGGAAGGGAACAAUGAAGACUUGGUUUGAUUCUUCUGAAAAUUAAAAAGUACAAUACAUUAUUGACUUUAAACACGGAAAUCUAGCUUUUGCCUACUGCAUUACCAUUGAAAAAUUGCCCCAUAUGAUGAAGGUUUCAGUCUCAUAAAUUUCUAGAUAGCAAAAUUGUCCUCAUAACUUAAGAUGGAACCUUAAAAUUUACAUUGAAAUAAUUAAAGGUCCUAUCAGCUCUGAGCCCGGCAACAUAUGCCAGUUUACCUGACUAGAAAGCACAUCUUAAGCAGCUGUACACACAUGCUACUUGAAAAUCUCUUUGACAGUGGACUUCUUCGAAAGAUUUUCUUUGCAGAUUUCCUCCAACUUUUCAUGGCCUCCCUACUUUGAAAAUCAAGGGUAUUCCCUUUUAUUGUGUCAAAAACAAGACACCCUAGCUAGAAAAUAUAGAGUAAUUGUGGACAAUAGCUUGCUUUGUUUUUCUUUUUCCACCAAAAGCUUAGGAAUGUGUUAUGUUACAUUUCUUGCAAGUUUACAGACUACUUUCCUAUACUGCAUGAACGAUACCAUAAACAGCGAAAACCUUGAUUUUUCUACCCCCUUUAAAUGUAGAAGGACAGCAAAGUACAUUAGAAGAUACAUUCAGUGAAAAGGUGGAAAUUUAAAAACUUUUAGAGAGCCCACAUCAGACAAUUUCUGACAACAUUUCCUGACAAAGAAGCACACUUUAGUCUUGUUUACUAUUUUACUCUUAUUGUCAUGUGAAGAUUUGCAUUCAAUCUUAGAUUCUGUUGGCCAAAAUUAAGUUACUACCACUAAGUUGGCAUAGUUUUGGUGAAUGUGGGCGUGGUAGUCUGCAUCAUAAUAAUCUAAAUUGUCACAAAUUACCUAGAGCUUUAAAGUUGGUUUAAAGUAAGCCCAGUAAAUUAUUUAAAAAAGAUAUUUCGAGACAGAUUCUUAGUUCACACAAAAAUAAAAAAGGUCCGAAUAUGAAGUCUUUAUUUCAUUCUCACGGAGGCAUCCCUAUUUGUACAGAAGAGUUCACAACAACAGAUUAAAACUUGGAUUCCAGUUUUCUCGUUUUAUUUUUUUCCUUGUAAAGUACUUUUCUUUAAACAUACUUUUAGGUGCCGUUUAUAGUUAGGCCGAUAAGGAGCAUUUCCGGAAAUGUCAUUAUAAACAAAGAUUGUGGGUCAUUGUUAAGGGUUUUUCUAUUGAGCAAAAGUCCAUUAUUCAGCGCUAUGUCUGCAUAAGAAAUGUAUUCUUAUUUAUUUGUCUUUACUGCAUAACCAUAAUAAAUAUUAUUUAAAGAUUUCAAGUAAUUCCUAGAAUUAUUUCUGAAAAGCUAAAAUGCUGUUAACGGCAUUGAGUCAUGGUAAAUAGGCUUUCACUAUAUGGGGUCAUUUGGUCAUAUCGGCGUGAUCGCUGCUGUUUCAUGUGAUAUUUGCAUCCGUUGUUGACAACUUGCUCUUGAUAGAAAUUGUUUUGUCAAUCAGUACGAGGUGAGUUCAUGUGACCAGUUCCAGGCCAACCAAUAGCAUUGAAGUCAUGAAAAUCAUGACUCGGCAGAUUUUGGCACUUAGGGUAUACCCAAUCCAUUUUAUCAUGACUCAAUGCCUUUAAGAGACAAGGCUCUUGACGUUUAAUUGAAAACAUGAUUCAAGUUCUAUGGAAAACUCUGUUGCUUUCUUUUCGAAAGUAUAGUAGUGUUGUAGUAGGUUGAAGCUACCAAUAUUCGUAUUUCAAUGUAAAACCAUCUAUUCAAACUUGAAUCAAAGUCAGCCAGCUCACAUGUAGGCAGUGGCGUCGCGUGACCAUUCUCGCUGGGGGGUGUAAGAGAUGCAAAACCCUAAUUUACCGACAGAAAUUAUUUUGUUACAUUAAUAUUUUGUUAUAAAUUUAAAUAUACCGACGAGUUCUCUGAAAGUUGAGGGGUGUACGCCCCCACACCCCCCGCACGCUACGCCCCUGCAUAUAGGCCCCGGGUUAGCUAUACGGAAAUGAGCUUGUCCGUUUCCAGAGCCAGCCUGUUUACCAGUGGCGGACUUGCCAAUCGGCCCAUGGCAAGCAGUUCUGAUUCAGCAGUUAACUUGAACGCAAACUCGGAUAAUGCACUGCGAAUGAUAUUUUAACGUCUUGAAAAUUCGUCUUCUGCAUUGUCUUGAAGAUUCGAAUAAUCCAGUUUCAAGCUUGCGCUUGACUGUUAAGUAUGAAGCACGAAAGGGUAAAGGGAGUGUCACAUGUUAUGAAAAAUUGCUCUAGACAAAAUGGCUAACUUUUAUGGUAGUUUUUUCCACCAUUAUCCUUGAUGCCACAACGCGGUUAUCAUACUUCAGCAAGAAAAUGAGAGGGCUAUAGCUCCCCUCCCGGCUCCGGUGUGCCUGGCAGGACCGAUCACUAAUUUCUUGGAAUGGAAAAGAAGAAAUGCAAAAUCGGAUAGCAUUUGAGUUUCGAAAUGAAAAACCUAAACGUUUUGUGAACAAUAUCGUACGUAAGCACGUAUAUUGAGUGCAAGGACGUCUGACAAUGCAUUUGAUUUUAUGAAAAUUAUGAACACAAUUUACACAUGAGAUUUUCAUUUGUUAUACUGUACUACAAAAUUGAUUUUUUGAGACCUGCAGUUGUAACAUAUUUAUAUAUCUUCUUUUCAAGCACCUUUCUUUUAUAGGACAAACAUUGAUAACAGCAAUUUCGUAAUUGUUGAAGUUUUUAUCCUGUUAAAUAAUUCGUUAUUAUUAUCAUUAUUAUUUUCAUUAUUAUUAUUAUUAUUAUUAUUAUUAUCAUUUUUUGCUGUAGGAACAAAACAUGGACUAACCCAGAGCUACUCCCCUUUUAACGUUUUUUUUUCUUUUCUCUUUACUACGAUUGUAAUAGUCUUAUUUUGUAAAAACAGGCUAGCCAGUUACAAAUUACCUUGUAAUAGUGAGAUUUGUAAUUGUAGUUUUAACUGGAAUUGAAAAUGAAAAGUUUCCAUUAUUAUCAUAAA
Molecule: messenger RNA, 4472 nt
Organism: Rhopilema esculentum
Lineage: Eukaryota; Metazoa; Cnidaria; Scyphozoa; Rhizostomeae; Rhizostomatidae
Product: serine/threonine-protein phosphatase 2A regulatory subunit B'' subunit gamma
Biological process (GO): microtubule cytoskeleton organization; cortical cytoskeleton organization; regulation of dephosphorylation
Cellular component (GO): spindle; centrosome
Source: RefSeq, a predicted model, not a curated record